Messenger RNA from Perca flavescens (yellow perch), 2045 nucleotides. RefSeq names its product interferon-induced protein 44-like. The transcript is spliced from 8 exons. Bases 146 to 1486 code for a protein of 446 amino acids. The record is from RefSeq and is a predicted model, not a curated record. Gene Ontology annotation, molecular function: GTP binding. Gene Ontology annotation, biological process: immune response. NCBI's taxonomy places the organism in Eukaryota, Metazoa, Chordata, Actinopteri, Perciformes, Percidae.
UCAGCUGCCGAUGCGCAGCGCACCUUCAUCUUCCUGAAAAGUGAUUCAGCUGCGUUUUGGUUUUCCCUGCCUUUUUUCAAAGAAAGAGACACUUAAAAGGCUCCAGGCGCCCCAUUCAGGAACUUCAGCAGACCAGCUGUCCACUAUGAACUCCAUGUUAACCAAUAGCCAGCAGAAAACUAUCUGCUCCCAGCUGGGAAGAGUCAAACUCCAGCUGCUGUACAAGGCCAGCAUCCAUGGUUUCACCGGUGCAGCCUUUCACCAACGAUGUGACAACUGCUGUCCCACAGUGUCUGUGGGCUACAACGCCUCUGGUUAUGUGUUUGGAGGCUACACCAAACAACCUUUCAGUCAAUCUGGACAGUAUGUGCCCGAUGACCAGGCCUUUCUUUUCACCUUCAGUGGAGAAAAGCUCAUCAAGUAUCCAGUCACUAUUCCUGCUAACGCAGUGAGAAUGAUAUCUAACUCUGGUCCAUAUUUUGGAGAAACAUUUGUUCUUGUCCAUGGAAGCAAACCAGUAGUCUAUAGCAAUCCAGGAAAUUAUUACAAUUUAAAUGCUGCAGAAAUGCAUGGCAAUGACCUCAACCUGGCUGAGUGUGAAGUCUAUGAAGUCGAGGAGAUCCCAGAAUUUGAGAAGCCAUGGAGGCCGAUGGUCUGGGAAACUGAGAAGAGAACAGAGUUGAUGGACGGUAUUAAGCUCUACUGCCCCAUGAUCAGCUCUGUGCCCCAGGUUCGUGUUCUGCUCAUUGGACCAGUUGGAGCUGGAAAGUCCAGCUUUUUCAAUUCUAUAAACUCUGUAUUCAGAGGCCACGUCAGCAACCAGGCCAUCGCUGGCAGUUCUACCACCAGCCUCACCACAAAGUUUCGCACCUACUCUGUGAAAGCUGGACGAGGAGGAAAACCUCUGCCAAUCAUCUUUUGUGAUACCAUGGGAUUGGAGGAAAACACGGGGGCUGGGCUUGACAUUGAUGACAUCAUCAGCAUCCUCAAAGGCCAUCUGCCAGACAGUUAUCAGUUCAAUCCUUCUGCUCCUCUGCAUCCGGAGGCCAGCGGCUAUCGCAAGUCUCCAGGGCUCAAGGAUGAGAUCCACUGUGUGGUCUAUGUCACUGACGCCUGCAAGGUCUCCAUCAUGCCCACAAAGCUGGAGCUGAAGCUGGAAGCUAUCCGCAGAAAGGUCAACUCGAUGGGGAUUCCUCAGCUGAUCCUGCUGACUAAAGUGGAUGAAGCCUGCUCUUUUGUCUCACAGGACGUUAGGAACAUUUAUAAGAGCGGCUACAUUGAGGAGAUGAUGCAGGAGGUCAGUGCUCGGCUCGGUGUGCCAAUGUCCUGUGUUGUUCCGGUGAAGAACUACAGCAAAGAGUUUGAGUUGGACCUGAAUUGUGACAUCCUGCUACUCACCGCUGUCAUCCAGAUGCUUCGCGCCGCUGAUAGUUACUUCGAUGAGCUCAGUGACAGAAAGAGCAACAUUGAAACCAAAGGAUACUAAGGAUUAGCACAGCAGAUGUUGUCGGGUUGAUGUCAGAUCAAAGAUGGCUACCCCAUUUCUAGCCUUGUAGUAUCACCAGAUAAUAGAUAAAUGCCUAAAUUAGCUAUUAUCAUGUUCCAUAUUCAUAACAGUCGGUCAGCAGUUUAAACCAGAUGCAAACAGUGUAUAGCUCAUUUUUAGUUACCUGAAUCAAUUGUAUUGGUAAUAUUAUUGUUGAUUUAGACUUAACUGCCAGUCAUGGGGCCUUUACCACAUUACUCCAUGAUUAUAGAAAUAUUAUACAGUUGAUUUUGUAUGUACCAAAUCUGAUUUAACUGAAACGGAGACUUUCUAAUAAUGUAAAGCAUAACCCAACAAUACUUCAUAUUUACACUACUGUUUAAAAGUUUGGAGUCUCCUGCCACAUAAGCUUGAUUGGGAUUUUAAUCAUUUUAUUAUUAUUUUUUUUGGGCCAAAACUAUUUCAAAUGUAAAUAAUACAUUUGAUACAAUACAAAUAAUAAAAAAAUUGUAUCUAUGGUAAAAUAGCCAUUAUUGAAGGAAAGCAUCAAUAUGGAAUA